Apaloderma vittatum (bar-tailed trogon) is the source of this 1715-nucleotide messenger RNA. It is a transcript of the gene PCSK2, whose product is annotated as proprotein convertase subtilisin/kexin type 2. Gene Ontology annotation, molecular function: serine-type endopeptidase activity. The record is from RefSeq and is a predicted model, not a curated record. Lineage: Eukaryota; Metazoa; Chordata; Aves; Trogoniformes; Trogonidae. Gene Ontology annotation, cellular component: trans-Golgi network; Golgi membrane. The annotation marks the transcript as partial. Gene Ontology annotation, biological process: protein processing. The transcript has 7 exons.
AAUGCCAAAGCCAGCUAUGACUUCAGCAGUAAUGAUCCCUACCCCUACCCCCGCUAUACAGAUGACUGGUUUAACAGCCACGGGACAAGGUGUGCGGGAGAGGUGUCUGCUGCUGCCAACAACAACAUCUGUGGCGUGGGAGUUGCGUACAACUCCAAAGUGGCAGGUAUUCGAAUGCUCGACCAGCCAUUUAUGACGGACAUUAUUGAGGCUUCCUCUAUCAGUCAUAUGCCUCAAGUCAUAGAUAUAUAUAGUGCCAGCUGGGGACCGACUGAUAAUGGAAAGACUGUGGAUGGACCUAGAGAGCUAACGCUGCAAGCGAUGGCAGAUGGCGUGAACAAGGGCCGGGGCGGCAAAGGAAGCAUCUAUGUCUGGGCCUCUGGAGAUGGGGGCAGCUACGACGACUGCAACUGUGAUGGUUAUGCAUCGAGCAUGUGGACAAUCUCCAUCAACUCUGCUAUAAAUGAUGGGCGGACAGCUCUGUAUGAUGAAAGCUGCUCUUCAACGUUAGCCUCCACCUUUAGUAAUGGGAGGAAGAGAAAUCCGGAGGCUGGCGUGGCUACAACAGAUUUGUAUGGGAACUGCACCCUGCGUCACUCAGGAACGUCUGCAGCUGCCCCUGAGGCAGCCGGAGUGUUUGCCUUGGCCCUGGAGGCUAACUUGGACCUGACAUGGAGAGACAUGCAACAUCUGACAGUGCUCACCUCCAAGAGGAACCAGCUUCACGAUGAGGUUCAUCAAUGGCGUAGAAAUGGCGUUGGGCUGGAAUUCAACCAUUUGUUUGGCUAUGGUGUCCUCGAUGCGGGAGCAAUGGUUAAGAUGGCGAAAGACUGGAAGACUGUUCCCGAGAGAUUCCAUUGUGUCGGAGGGUCAAUACAGGAACCUGAAAAGAUACCACCAAGCGGCAAGCUGGUCCUCACUCUUACAACUGAUGCUUGUGAGGGGAAGGAAAACUUUGUCCGAUACCUUGAACACGUCCAGGCGGUUAUAACUGUGAAUUCCACUAGGCGAGGAGAUCUCAACAUCAACAUGACCUCUCCCAUGGGAACAAAGUCCAUUUUACUGAGCCGGCGCCCCAGGGAUGACGACUCCAAGGUGGGUUUUGACAAAUGGCCUUUCAUGACCACACACACGUGGGGAGAAGACCCCCGAGGCACCUGGGCUCUAGAGAUUGGGUUUGUCGGCAGCCUGCCGCAGCGGGGCGUGCUGAAGGAGUGGACACUGAUGCUGCACGGGACUCAGAGCGCUCCGUAUAUAGACCAAAUAGUCAAAGAUUAUCAGUCCAAACUGGCCAUGUCCAAGAAGGAAGAGCUGGAAGAAGAGUUGGAUGAAGCAGUGGAGAGAAGCCUGAAGAGUAUACUGAGCAAGAACUAGUGCUGUGCUGCAUGACGGUGUCUUUCCUUCCCCAGAUCCCUCUGCUCACCUUUCUACUAUCUAAACCUCUAUGUUAGACAUAUUCCAAUGAUCGUCUGUGUAGCCAGAUUAUCACACUUUCUUGAUUUUAAAGUCUUACAUCUUGUCAAUAAUUAUUUUAAUUACCACCGAAGCAAUCCUUUUUUUUACUCUAAACCACAAAUAUACUGUCCCCCACCAAAUACUAUGUACAGUUUGUGACUGUAAAUGAUUUUUUCUUUUGUGUCCUACGACUAGGUAAUAACCCGCAAAGACGUUGAUGGCUUUUUCCUUCAUAUUUUUGUGGUAAAUGUUGUUUGUAU